Oncorhynchus tshawytscha (Chinook salmon) is the source of this 1682-nucleotide messenger RNA. Its product is annotated as nucleoredoxin like 2. Gene Ontology annotation, biological process: sensory perception; photoreceptor cell maintenance. Lineage: Eukaryota; Metazoa; Chordata; Actinopteri; Salmoniformes; Salmonidae. The record is from RefSeq and is a predicted model, not a curated record. The transcript has 2 exons.
CAGCAGUCGAUACAGUUCGUUAUGACAGGUUGUAAGGUGAUAGUAACUAUCUAAAUAGUGAUUGAAGAAUGAAAAUGAUGACCGUUUUGCACUUCUACGAGUGAUUUCACGUCUUGGUUAGUAUCGGUUCACCGCGAGUAACUGCUACAACUGUAACCGUCUUAAACUGGUUUUGACUACAGUUGCCUAGGUCGUUAGUGGCUGUCCCAAAUAUUUUUGUAAAACUAAACCUGUAUAUAACUAGAACUGUUCGAUUCGACCAUGGUGGAGGUUUUUGUUGGGAAAACUCUGCUCAAUAAAGAAGGGGAUCUUAUUGAUCCAGAGGAAACUCUCAGGAAUAAAGUAGUAGGAAUAUAUUUUUCUGCCGGCUGGUGCCCGCCUUGUCGAGAUUUCACCCCUAGUCUAUGCGAUUUUUACACGGAACUUGUCUAGGAGAGCGAGCCACCUGCACAGUUCGAAAUAGUUUUCAUAUCUUCUGACAAGUCAAGUGAUGAUAUGGUGGAAUAUUAUCAUGACAUGCACGGAGACUGGCUGGCCCUGCCAUGGACGGAUCAAUACAAACAUGAUCUCAAGAACAGGUACAAAAUCACAGCAGUCCCCAAGCUGGUGAUUGUGAAGGAGAAUGGAGAUGUGAUCACAGACAAAGGCAGGAAACAGAUCCGGGACCAGGGCCUGGCCUGCUUCAGGAGCUGGCUUGAGGUGGCCGAAGUCUUCCAGAACUUUAAAGCUUCCUAGACAUUCUAAAAUACAUCAUUCGACAUUCUAGAGCACCUUCCUGCUCCUAACCCAUAGACUGUUCUUAUCUAGCUGUCUAUUCUAAACUUCUGCACUACAACGCAAUACUGUCUAUAUUCUAAACUUCUGCACUACAAUGUAAUACUGUCUAUAUUCUAAACUUCUCCACUACAAUGUAAUACUGUCUAUAUUCUAAACUUCUGCACUACAAUGUAAUACUGUCUAUAUUCUAAACUUCUCCACUACAAUGUAAUACUGUCUAUAUUCUAAACUUCUCCACUACAAUGUAAUACUGUCUAUAUUCUAAACUUCUCCACUACAAUGUAAUACUGUCUAUAUUCUAAACUUCUCCACUACAAUGUAAUAAUGUCUAUAUUCUAAACUUCUGCACUACAAUGUAAUACUGUCUAUAUUCUAAACUUCUGCACUACAACGCAAUACUGUCUAUAUUCUAAACUUCUGCACUACAAUGUAAUACUGUCUAUAUUCUAAACUUCUCCACUACAAUGUAAUACUGUCUAUAUUCUAAACUUCUCCACUACAAUGUAAUACUGUCUAUAUUCUAAACUUCUCCACUACAAUGUAAUAAUGUCUAUAUUCUAAACUUCUGCACUACAAUGUAAUACUGUCUAUAUUCUAAACUUCUGCACUACAAUGUAAUACUGUCUAUAUUCUAAACUUCUCCACUACAAUGUAAUAAUGUCUAUAUUCUAAACUUCUGCACUACAAUGUAAUACUGUCUAUAUUCUAAACUUCUGCACUACAAUGUAAUACUGUCUAUAUUCUAAACUUCUACACUACAAUGACAAUAUGUCUUUUUUUCUAAUGAAUAGACAUGAGUGGCUUAUAUUUUCAGAAUACAUAUUUUGAGGCGUUUGGCAAUUUUUUAUAUUUUGUUUUAUAUGACUUAAAAUGCACAAUAAGGAAUAAAUCCUUUGCUGUCUGUU